Messenger RNA from Etheostoma cragini (Arkansas darter), 4389 nucleotides. It is a transcript of the gene fli1, whose product is annotated as Fli-1 proto-oncogene, ETS transcription factor. Bases 312 to 1715 code for a protein of 467 amino acids. The record is from RefSeq and is a predicted model, not a curated record. Gene Ontology annotation, molecular function: sequence-specific DNA binding; DNA-binding transcription factor activity, RNA polymerase II-specific. Lineage: Eukaryota; Metazoa; Chordata; Actinopteri; Perciformes; Percidae. Gene Ontology annotation, cellular component: nucleus. The transcript is spliced from 10 exons. Gene Ontology annotation, biological process: regulation of transcription by RNA polymerase II; cell differentiation.
CUCUCUGCUCUCCCCUUAUUUCAUGGUUCAGUGGCCUCACACGGCAGGCAAGGGGAGGUUUUCUCUCGCUGCUCAUUGGUCGCGACUCUCGCAUCUCAGCAACAUUUCCAUUCAUACACCCGGCGCUCCUUUUCAGCCCCUUUCAAAAAUAACUCACUGUCAUCAUUAUUAGAAAACGGCUUUGCCUGGACGGGACUAAUUGUUAAGAAUUGGCGAAGGAGUGAUUUGAUCGAAAACGAUCAAACGACCGAGAGAAAAACGACAGGGCCCAUUGGACACUGAGCACCCUUGGGCCUGUCUGUCAAGUAGACAUGUUUCAAACUGUCCCUGACACGUCGUCUUACGUCAAGGUAAGACACCAUCGUCUCUUCGAUCAGGAGGCGCUAUCAGUGGUGAGUGAAGACCAGUCCCUAUUUGAGCCUCCGUACGCUGCUGCUGCCCCUCUCCCGAAGACAGACAUGACUGCUUCUGGCACACAGGACUACGGCCAGACCCACAAAAUCAACCCCUUACCCCCACAGCAGGAGUGGAUCAACCAGCCUGUGCGGGUCAACGUCAAGAGAGAAUAUGAGCACAUGAAUGGAUCCAGCAGGGAGUCUCCAGUGGACUGCAGUGUGGGUAAAUGCAAUAAGCUUGUGGGGGGUAAUGAUGCAUCUCAGAUGAAUUAUGGAAGCUACAUGGAUGAGAAGAAUGCCCCUCCCCCCAACAUGACAACCAAUGAGCGGAGAGUCAUUGUACCUGCAGACCCGUCGUUGUGGUCUCAGGACCAUGUGCGCCAGUGGCUGGAGUGGGCCAUCAAGGAGUACGGCCUUUUAGAGAUCGACACAGUCAUGUUUCAGAACACUGACGGCAAAGACCUCUGUAAGAUGGGCAAAGAUGACUUUCUCCGGCUCACCACCAUGUACAACGCCGAAGUGCUUCUCUCUCAUCUCAAUUACCUCAGGGAAAGUAGCUCAUCAUUAUCCUACAAUACACCAUCUCACGCAGACCCAUCCCCACGUCUGGCUGCCAAAGAGGACCCUUCAUAUGAUACUGUAAGGCGGACAGGAUGGUCAAACAACAUGCAUAGUGGAAAAGGUUCACCGGUGGUUACACAGAAUGUGACCAAGUCCACUGAGCAGCCCAGACCUCAGCCAGAUCCUUACCAGAUUCUGGGUCCCACCAGUAGUCGCCUAGCCAAUCCAGGUUCAGGCCAAAUCCAACUGUGGCAGUUCCUCCUGGAGCUCCUGUCUGACAGUGCCAACGCUGGCUGCAUCACCUGGGAGGGCACCAACGGGGAGUUUAAGAUGACGGACCCGGACGAGGUAGCACGGCGCUGGGGUGAGCGCAAGAGCAAGCCCAACAUGAACUACGACAAGCUGAGCCGUGCACUGCGCUACUACUAUGACAAAAAUAUCAUGACCAAGGUGCAUGGCAAGCGCUACGCCUACAAGUUUGAUUUCCACGGCAUCGCUCAGGCGCUGCAGCCGCACCCCACCGAGUCCUCCAUGUAUAAAUACCCCUCGGACCUAGCGUAUGUGCCUUCCUACCAUGCCCACCAGCAGAAGGUCAACUUUGUAUCCCCACACCCUCCAUCCAUGCCCGUCACCUCCUCCAAUUUCUUUGGACCCACCGCUCCUUACUGGAGCUCGCCCACGGGAGGCAUCUAUCCAAACCCAAAUGUUCCCCGCCACCCUAACACCCAUGUGCCAUCCCACCUGGGUAGUUACUAUUAAACACCCCAUCCUGACCAUCCAACACCCUCUAAAACCUCUAUUUGCCCACAUCAAAGUCCACAUCGCUGACAUGCACUCCCAAUGACGGCAAACCAAUGAAGACUGAUGAUUGAGGCAUUUCUUCGCUGAAAAAUGUUUGCUCCUAAAUGAAGGAUAAUAAAAUUAAAGGAGAGUUUUUUAUGAUUUGUAAGACUCUAUAAACAACUGGAUGCAAUGGUCCAAAAUGGAAUACUACUUACCUUUACCAGGCUAGCAACUAUUUGUUAAUGCUUUUUGGACGUGCGUCUGAGUUUCCUGUGCCUUUCUCUUUCCCAAUCUCCUGAAAGCUGCCCCUACAGGUGUCUUUUCCAAAACCUCACCAAACCAAAGCAGGACAGGAAAACAACUCAAGUCUGUUUCCCUUCUCGCCAUGCUACAGUACCAGACAUGGGCCUAUUAUUUAUGGGUCUCAAUCUACAUCCUCUUUAGUAUUCCCUUUGCAUCAAGUUUUCUUUCCUUUUCCACUGUCUUCGUCUGCUCGUAUGUCCAUCUGCAUCUUUUUAUGUGCGUGUGUGAAGAGUCUUCCGGAAUUCGCUGGACAAGGAGGAGCUCUCAGUAAGAUGGACUUUUCUCAGCACUGAAUGAAAUUUGGCAACUGGAAUAUGCCAUUCACAAUUUUAUUUAUCCUCCAAACUGGAAGGCUAGAGAAGAGUUAAAUGCCAAAAAGGAAGCGCUGUAUGUUUUGCUGACCUAGGUCUGGGUCAACUUACUUACUUAAAAUGCUUUUUGUGCGUUGUGUGGGGAGUUCAAGAUGGGCAUGUGAAUAGUUGACUCCACUGUGCUGGGGAAGCUGAGUCAAGAUGUAAUUGAAGUAAUUUGCAACAAUAAUUCAACCCAGGUCAGUUGUUUUCAGGGGGCCACACACUAGGCUAUUAAAUGUUUGCCAUGUUGUUGCCUUUCAAGCAAGCCAUUUCCAGAUGUUUUGUUGCUCGACCAUGUCAGUAUUAAUGUGAAUGUCUUCUGGUUUGUGAAACACAUGUAAAAUUAAUACCCAGCAGCAAAAUCUAACUUUGUCAGAUGUUUUUGUUUUGUUUAAUGAAAAAAAAGUUAAUUUUUAACACAUUUGCUGGACACAUCUGCAUCUGAAACAUUAAAGCGUCUUUUUUUGCAGAUGUGAUUAUGUAGAUGUUAUCUACACAAUAAGACUGUAUGUUGGAUUUUUUUUUCAUCCAAAGUGAUUUACAGUGUAUCCAGUUUUAGCACAUGGCACAAUGAGAAACCUAUUCCUCAAGGUGCCUUAACUGCUGUUUAAUACCAUAUAUUUUCUAUUCAUUAUACACAAAACAGCAUUACAUCUUAAAUGGCGUAGUCAGAUAUGUAUUUAUCAUCUCCAUCUCUCACAAGAAAUCUGAAUUUUUUUUAUUUUGAAGUGCACUCUGUCAAUGAAGGCUUCCCCAACGUCUCCUUCUUCUUUGCAGGCCAGUCAGGACCGUAUAGUUAAGCACAGAGAAGUGGCUUAGCAGUCAAGUAAAUAGACAGUUAAGAUGCAUUUCAGCAAGGUUGGAGCCUAGUUUGAGAAGAGCAGCAUGUGUGUUUGAAAGUUAGUUCCUCACUGAUCUAACGCCCAGCAAAAAGCACAUGAAGCUCAAGUCAGGAUUUCAUCAUCAUGUAAUAGUCAAAACAUAUCCAUCUUCUGGUGUUCAGAGCUGUUAAUGGCAAAAGUAUUCGUCUAGAGUAACUGAAAAUGGACACUUGAAAAUAAAUUACUUGGCACUAAGUAGUUUAUCAGAGAACAAAACCAUUAAAGUAUGAUGAGAUGAAACAAAGAAAUCCUCAGAUUCGCAAACGCUGUGCGUUUGUCAGACCUAUUUUUUAUUAUUUUAUAAGCAUCAGUCAACUAGGGAUUAAAGCAACUUACUGUAUAAAUUAUGCAGAGUUAUUUUCAUAUGUGACACAGUAUAAAAAGUCAAGAGAAUUAAUACGAGUUGACCUCGGUCAAAAAUGCAAAACUUUAAAGUCCAUUUCUGCUAAGUAGUUUGUUCCACAUUUAAAGCGUUUUUAUAUCUGUACAUUUGGGCAAUACAUUUUUAACAUUUUUGUUUUUUUAUUGUUAUUAUUUCUAAAAUUUGGUUGUAACAUCCUAAGUGUUUUUAUACGCACGAGAUCUUCUGUUGUAUUCCCAAAACCACAAAUGCCUGUUUGAAUCAAAAUCCAACAGCCAGGAAUUCUGUAUGCUACGUGAUUAUGAUGGAUCUUUUCCAUUGUGAAUCAUGUUUUAUGCCAAAAAACCCUAAAAUUGAUAGCUUUUCCUGAGCAAUAAAUAAUUUCAGGUAUGUCAUUCAAAACAAUACAUUCAGAAUUACAGUAAGAUCCAAAACUAGCUUCUCCCAAAAGUUUAUAGCUUUAAAAUAACAAAAAGGGAACUUAUCAUUUGUAGCUUAAAGAAAGUAUUGUUAUGUACCCUUAACUUCCAUGUUUCACAAGCAUUAUAUAUGAAAAGGGAUUGUGCUACGUCAUAUACGCAAUGUAUUUUGGAUAUCAAAUAUAUAUAUAAAUAUAUAUAUAUAUGUGUAUAAUUUUUCAAUUAACCAAUGUAUUAUUAUUAUUGUCAUUCCUGCAAUGUAUGAAAUUAUACCUUUUGAAAAAGGGCUUUUGUAUAGGAAAAUGUGACAAAAUAAAUGUUUUUACCUCUCAA